Molecule: messenger RNA, 3696 nt
Organism: Petromyzon marinus (sea lamprey)
Lineage: Eukaryota; Metazoa; Chordata; Hyperoartia; Petromyzontiformes; Petromyzontidae
Source: RefSeq, a predicted model, not a curated record
UUCUGCGGCCGUCUGGAACGCUCUUCCCUUCCGAUAUUAGCAAAUAAUGCACGUUUCGUUAUACGUAAAUUAAAAUGCUCCCAAGGGAAAAAAACCGUAUAUUAUAAAAUGUUGGAGAAACCAUGCAAAUGCUUGAUUUGAAUUUCUCGUUUUUGCUUUCUCUGGAGCACCUUUGGGAAACUGAAUGUAAUCUUGAAAAUAAAAAAUACCUGCGCGUCUAAAGAAUCACGUUUUCAUAAGUGUAUUUUACCUGCUACGACUCAAUCAAUGGAACAAAAGGAAAAAAAAACCGUGCGCAAAGAAGCGUGGUCAAGAGUUGCGAUAAAAAUCUAUUGUUUAUUUUACCAGGUAAGAUCCACUGGGCAAUACAGCUCUUUUUCAGAAGCAACCUGGCCACACGUCAGCGCUUAUUACGUGAAAAGUUACAGCAGCCAAAUUAUCUAAACGCAUGUUUCUAAAUGUGGAGGGAAUAACCGGAGGACCCGGAGAAGAAAUUCCACGCGACCACAGGAAGAGAGAGACCUGCAAUCUCCAAAUAUACUUCUGUAGACCAGGCGAGGUAGGUAACAUCUCGCCACUACACGGCGCACGAUGGCGAGAAGAGACAUACAUUGGAACAAAUGCAUAAAAUCUAGCAUAGAGAGAUCAAAUAUAUAAUUUACGAUAUUUAAAUAAUUUAAGUGGGCUUGCGUAGGGCAAGUAAUUGCUGUAAGGGAUGACAGACCGAUGGUCAAGAGUUGCGAUGGAGUGGCAGCCAAAUAAUUGAAUCCGUACAGGAGUACACACUCCGAAGAGAUGGAGUGAUGAAAUCAGCUCUCUCGCAGGUGCAGAGUGGAUUAUUCAAUCUCGCUGAAUUUCGGGAUUAGGCGGCGGCUCGAGGAGGCAUUCAUCCAGCAGUGGAUUGACCACGGGUGAUUAUUUUUUCUGUUUCAGAUUGAAUAGACCCUUACAUUGCUCCUGCUCGGAUUUCCGCGGUUGUGCUCUACAGAUCUCUGAUGCAUUUUCGGGUUGUACCGUGCGUUGUUCAGCGUGAUGACCGACGUUUCGCUUCCACGUCCCCGUGAGCUUCGCUGUGAACUGAAUUCGGUCAGACCCUUAUAAUGCAGCAAAGCGCGUCAGCAAUGCGAGUGCAGAAUAACACACACACACGUGCGUAUACCCCAGUGGAUUGGAAGAUCCCGUGGAUGCAAUCAUUGCCCAAUGAUCACACCUCCCAAUCCUCUUGCUCCUCCUGCUCCUUACAUCACCCCCUCCUCUCCCGGUCCUCUCUUGUGCUCUUCACACACUGGCACAUUUACGAACCGCCUUUUGCGUCCUGGCGGUCAGAUUGCAUAGGCUGUGCGCUGCGGGGGAAAAAGAAUAGGGGAAUGCCUAUAUUCUAAAUUCAUCGGGCAUCUACAUUUUAAGUGCACGCUUAAAGGGGAGUGUUUCCUAUAUUUAUUUAUUUAAUAAAUAUUAAUUCCAUCUGUUGACUGCGGCUUAAAUCCUCGGUCGUUUUGUGCCAGCUUGCUUUACGAGCGCGGGUUCAUAAAUCCCCGCUACGGUUGUGCGUGCGUGCGUUCUGUUUGUGUAGGCGCGUGUGUACAACAGCGUUCGGGGCUUGGGAGCGCAGGGCACUGCGUGGCACAUCGCCACCAUGGAUGCAGAAAAUAUUCAGCUCUUGGAAGAAAGCAAGAAGAAGGCGUUUUAUUCCGCGGGCUUCAUAAGCCCAGCACCAAUGAGCGGCCUCAACGGUGCGUUCAGGAGCAAACCGUCGGGGCGAGCUGCAUCGGACCCGGGCUUGGAGGGACUGCACCUGGAGACGCUGAGCGCAGGCGGCGGUGAUGGGGACGAGUUUGGGGGCCGCCAUUAUUGCCACGCGCGGGGGGCCCGCAACACGGACCGCUCGGAGGGAGAGCGCAGACACGCACGCAGGAAACUCUGCAUCGCCGCCGUGAUCUGCCUCCUAUUCAUGGCCGGGGAGAUAUUCGGGGGCUUCUUGGCACACAGCUUGGCCAUCAUGACGGACGCGGCGCACCUCUUUGCCGACUUUGCCAGCUUCUCCAUCAGCCUCUUCUCACUGUGGGUGUCGUCACGCCCCCCCACCAAGACCAUGAACUUCGGAUGGUACAGGGCUGAGAUCCUUGGAGCCCUGCUGUCGGUGCUGACAAUCUGGGUGGUGACGGGAGUCCUGGUGUACCUGGCCUCCCUGAGGCUCAUCUACAAAGACUUCGAGAUCGAGGGGACAGCCAUGCUCGUCACGUCUGGCUGUGCCAUCGCUGUAAACGUCAUAAUGAGUUUCACGCUCUACCAGGCGAACCACCUGCACAGUCACGGGGGAGUGACCGCCGACGCCACGGAGCCCAAACCGCUGACGAUGGCCGAGGGUCCCGUGUCGGGCCCGCAGGCGAACCCCAGCGUCCGCGCCGCCUUCAUCCACGUCGUCGGGGACCUCCUGCAGAGCAUCGGCGUGCUCAUCGCCGCGUGCGUCAUUUACGCCGAGCCUGAAUACAAGAUUGCGGAUCCCAUAUGCACCUUUGUGUUCUCAUUCUUUGUCCUCUUCACGACGGUCACCAUCUUGCGAGACGUCCUCCUCGUGCUCAUGGAAGGUGCACCAAGGGCUGUGAAGUUCACCGACGUGCAGGAGGCUCUGCUUGCAUUGCCCCACGUGUGCUCUGUGCACGAUGUGCACCUCUGGUCCCUGACCAUCAACCACUGCGCCAUCUGCGCUCACGUCUGUGUCGACGACAUCGGGAAGGGAGAAGAAGUGGUCAGAGAAGCCACGGUCGUCCUCCAGACGCGUUUCUCCUUCAGCGUCCUCACCAUCCAGGUGGAGAAGUUCACCGAGGACAUGCACAGCUGCCGUGACUGCCAAGAGCCCAGCGGGUAACAACCCCAACGGCGAGCUGCAAAGGUCACUCAAGUAGCGUGUGGGCAACUGAGCCCAUCGGUGAGAGCAUUCAGUGAAACUCUCAAUUAUCCGAAGUUAUGGGUGGGGAGGGAUGGCCCCGGAUAAAGUAAAAACACGGGCAAUUACAAAAAAAUGUCACUAGACUAUACAAUAAUGUGUUGUUUACCUACUCAUACAAUGCCAUCUGUUAAUAUUUGUUUUGUAAAAGCAAUCAGUUGACUUUCCAACCUUUAUGUGGGCACAUGGGCACUCAGUAACCGACCCCUCGACGGGCUAGGAGCAGACAAUAAAAACAGCGCGCGUUUAAAAGUUACAAAUGAGCACUGUCCUUUUGCAAACCGGAUAAUCUGCCCACCGAUAAUCGCGAGUUAACUUUCGUUGCCCUGCAGACGAUAAUGCUGGGACAGGUCAUGUAAACAAAAAUGACCAGGUAGCCAAUUAGUGAGCAAGGAUUAAUUGAGAAAGUAUAAUUACUGAGAGGCAUAUAACGAUAACCCCCCCCCCCCCCACCACCAUCAGCGAAUCGAACAAUUGUGAUUGUUUCGUUUCUCACAAUUUUCCAUCUCGCUUGCAUUUGCUUCUAGAUUGUUCCGUCUCAUUUGUGCAAUUCUGUUUGCUUCAGUAUUCUAAAUAUAGCACAAGCAAAAUCACGCAUCAAUCGUGAAUAACAGGUUGUCACGCGCAUGUUUGUAUGUAUGCAUGCAUGUAUCUUUCGAUUUAAAGCUUUCGUGACUGCAGGGAUUCAUCUUAUUGGUUCUUUCGGUAAAGUGACGUAGAAGGGGAAAUAAUUAAAUAAUGAGACAUAA